UGAUUUAUAAAUGUCUGAAUUUCCACACCUUUGAAAUGUUUAUGAAAACUUAAAAGGAAGAGUUCAGCAAAAAAGCUAACAUUUUCUGAAAAUGUACUCGCCCUCAAGUCUUCCAAAAUGUAUUGUUGAUCAUAAGAGAUUUGAAGGGACUUUGCAUUCCAUUACUUGUUUACCAAUGGAUCCUCUUAUUUAAAGUAUUACAUUAUGGAUAUUGCAGUUUAUUGCUGUGGCCACAUCUGCUUUUCUUAUGCCUCCUGCGGCAGGAUUACGACAUGUUCACGCAAGUGAUCAGAAACCUUUGGCAUCUUUCUCCUGUUUGUCAGUCAGUAGAAAGGUCUCUUUACUGUCCUAAGUUAUUGUAACUGACCAUAAAUAUCUUAAGAAGGGUUUCUUCUUAGGUGCAUGUGCAAGUAUUAUAUAUGUAUAUUGUUUAAAGGGGUCAUAUGAUAUGCAAAAAAAUCUUAAAACCUUUAAAAUCUUCCUGGUCUACUGACAUGCAUGACAUCUGCUUUAUAAUUUGAUGUGCUCCUUCGGGUGAUGAUGCUGUGUCCUGACUAUUGCUUGUUUGAGUUGAAAAUAGUUUGUAUCUGAGGAGCCUUGCUGGUUUAUUUGUCCCCUUUGUCUGUUUUAUGUCACUGAUUUUGGAUUGCCCUUUGUUUGCUUGGGCUGCUCGCAGUUUUGGUCUUCCCUAUUUUUUAAGAAUGAAAACUAUGGUAUUUAGCUGUGAAAAGGGUGUGCUUUGGGUGUGCACUUAAACGGACACAUUGCUACACUGCACAAAUAAAAACAAUCGGUUAUAUUACAUAAAUAUUAUGUAAUCAUGUCAUCUUUGUCAUGGGGAUUCUCUCUUUAGUGAAACAGAAGAUAUUUGUCCUAAGCGAUAGUGUUCAAAGGGGGUGAGACGUCAUCUGACUAGUCAAGGUGUCACCAGAUAGCCAUCAGAUAAGUAUACUGUAUUUUCUUUCCUUUUAAUAGGGUAAGACAGAGGGUUAAAAACUAGACUGUUCUGUUUAUUUUGGCCUGGUUAGCUCCCAUAUUCAAAUUACAACAAACUCACUGGCAAUUUGUUGUAUAUGAAAUUAAUUUCAUGUUGCACCCUUUUCCCUAGACGGGGAGUCACGAUCUUUUGUGACAAGUCUCACAUGCUGUUUCUUGUUCCUUACAAACAUGCAGCUUUCCUCUUCACAAAAUGUUAACUGAUGGCCUGGAGUCUUGUGUUACCUGUGGAUUAUUGUGAUGCUUUUAUCAGCUGUUUGGAAUCUCAUUUUGAUUGCAUCCAUUCACUUCAGAGGAUCCAGAGUUGUAGAGAAUUCAUCUUUGUGACAAAAGACAUUGAGACAAAAACAGAAAGAGUAGACAACAACAACAUACCACUUCUGCUUGUCAUCUGUUUAUCCUUUGUGUUCUAUCGCCGAUUCCAACAGCUGGUCACUCCCACUGCUGGCUGUUCCUGUAGAUUCAGGUGCACAUUAGUCAAUGAACUUGCCUGGUAGGAUUAAAUCAUUAGUUCAGCUUCUGGUAGUAAUGGGGGGAGAUCAGUUCAGUACUUUGGCUGUGGCCUUAAGGGGAUGCUUUCACUAAUCUGUCUUCUGCCUCUGAUUUACUUUCUAAACUAUAAGAAAGUCUUCUGGGACCUGAAGUUCAGGAGGAAAUUUAGGUGCACCGACCAGUUACAAGUGAAACGCAGAAAAUCUUAUCUGAACUUGUAUAUCUCAAAUGUGAUUAUAUCAAGAUGACGGACAGUAAUGAAGAUCAGCGAAUAUUAACAAUUCUUUCAUGGAAUGUAAAUGGUUUUAACCGUAAAAGGUCUGAGGUGCUUCAUCAUUUAAGUCUUCUAAAGGCUGAUGUGGUCUUUCUUCAAGAAACUCAUGUUGGUCCAGAUAGAAUCUACUCAACUGGGAGCAUCAAAAUUCAAGAUUUAGAAUGCGAUUACAUGGCGGCAUUCACCGUAUUUAAAGGAAGUUCACGAGGGGUGGCCGUGCUUUUCAAAAAGAACCUCGGAUGUGGUGGUUUCAAUGUCUAUUGCGAUGAAAAGGGAAGAUUCAUAAUCAUUUUGUGUCAAAUUUGGGGGCAUGAUUUCGUAUUUAUCAACAUGUAUAACUCAAAUGAUGAAAAAAUUAAGCUGAAAGAUUUCACACAAAUUUCGACCCACAUCCCACAUUCUGCAUAUCUGGUGGUCGGUGGGGAUUUUAACACCGUCAUGGACGCCGACCUUGACAAAACAUCAAAUUUACGAAACAGAAGUCACACAAAGUCUUUCGAUGCCCUCCGAUGUUUUUUGGAAAACUUCAGCUUGUUGGAUGUCUGGCGGUGUCUUUACCCAGAAGUGAAAAGCUUUACAUAUUUCGAUAGGAAAGGUCAGUCGAGAUUGGACUACUUCUUUUUGCAAAGUCACAAUUUAACAAGUGUAACUGCCUGUAACAUUCACAAGAGACCAAUGUACUCGGAUAAAGAAGAAUAUGUUUCCGAUCAUGCCCCACUGUCAAUUCAGAUUCAGACAAAUGGACCAAAAUGGCAGUUCGAUUCUUGUCUCAUUGAAGAUAAAACGUGUAUGGACCACCUUUCAAGCAUAAUAAAGAAAAUUUCACAAAUAAAUACCCAAAGGAAUGAAUACAUGUGGCCAGGAGUGAAGGUCAGACUUGUUUGUGAGGCAAUGUCUCACACAAAACCAUCAAGAUAUUCAGACACGAUUGAACUUACUCAAGAGAUGGACCAAGGAGGUCAUCCAGAUUCAGAAUCAUCCAUUGAGGUUCUUCAUACGCCAAAUACUUCCAAGAGUCUCCUGAACUUCUUGGAUCAUUUAUACCAAACGGAGAGAUUUGAAGAAGUAAAAUCCACCCUGGUUACUGUUCUAAGUGAACCUGUUUCGAGAAAAGAGAUUCUGGUCGCUAUACUGUCCUUGCCUCAGUCUGAGAGUCUAACAGCAGAUGGACUAACAGUACAUUUCUAUAAGCGUUAUGUUUCUAAAAUUACUGACCUUUUACAAGUGUUUUUCAACCAAAUCUUUGACCUCAAGCCAAUUAAACAAACGGUUUUCAAAUCCCUCAGCCAAGGCGAAAACGAUCAUACCUAUAGCUAUGAUAUUCCAUAUCGCUUCAAUCCGAUUGCAAUAAUGAAUGUGGAUUAUACAAUUCUGGCUUUGAUUCUGGCGGAGAGGUUGAAAAGCGUUAUUGAACAUAUUUUAAAUCCAGGUCAUAGUAAACCACACAGUUCUGUUCUAGACCGCAUCAGUGAUCAAAUCCCAGUUUUGAUGAUUUCACUAAAACUAGAUCCAGGUGAACUAAAAUGGCAAUAUUUGUUUAACAGCUUAAAGUCUGUGAACCUGCCUGACCGGUUUAGAUCCGUGUUGAAGCUGUUUUUGAUGGCAGACCACAGAUCACAAGGUCUGAGGGUGGGAUGUCCACUGACUCCGUUACUAGUAAGCAUCUGCCUUCUUCCUCUGAUCAACUCCAUUAACUGUGAGAACAGGGUUUUGGGGCCUAAAGUUCAAGGAGAAACCUUAAAGUCAAUCAUUGAUGAAGACAAAGCCCUGAUUUUUCUUUCCAAUUCGAAUGAGGCUUUGGAUAGUUUUGAAAAGAUGCUCAGGGAUUUUAUUGAGACAUCAGGCUUCAUCAUUUAUGAACGAUGCUCUGAUGUAUUCAUAGCAGGUUCCUCUGGCUUCAGUUUAGCUAAAGAUAAAUUUAAGCUGUUUAAGAGUACAGGCCAUGGAUUAUGAGGUUGUGUACAUUAAAUUAUUGUUAAACCGUCAGUUUUAUUGUAUUAAACGACAUGAUUUAAUUGGCGGAGGGUGCUGAAUCGAUGUUGUUGAUUCGACGCUGGCAGACACAGACUUCAUUCGCAUUGUUUGCCGUUGUUUCGCGAAGAUGUCACUCAUUUCACUGAAAUCUAGGGUUCUUACAAUGACUAUGGUCGAUUCUAAUUUUUUAAACCCUUUAAAACUGAAGGUUAAAAAGAUUAUAUUAAUACUAAAUAGUUGAACACUAUUAUAAAAUGAAAAAGAUUCACUCGUCGCCACCUACAGGUGUACAGAUGUACAGAAAGAGUCACCGACUGAAACUCUUUGUUGAACUAAAUUAAAUUAUUUGUGUCAAUGAAUGAAAAUCCCUUGUUUUAGAGAAAUUCAUGUUUGAUUAAACAUUUUUUUUAAAGCCUUGAAAUAUUUAUAUAUUAUCAUUUUACUUAAAGGUUUUGUCUUCUGUUUAAAAAUAAAAGUAUCUAUUCUAGUAAUAAAGAUAACUUUUUAACAUGAUUUAC
This is a messenger RNA of Carassius gibelio (silver crucian carp), 4254 nucleotides long. RefSeq lists its product as uncharacterized. The record is from RefSeq and is a predicted model, not a curated record. The transcript has 3 exons. Gene Ontology annotation, cellular component: nucleus. The coding region runs from base 1733 to 3715 and encodes 660 amino acids. Gene Ontology annotation, molecular function: double-stranded DNA 3'-5' DNA exonuclease activity; phosphoric diester hydrolase activity; DNA-(apurinic or apyrimidinic site) endonuclease activity. Gene Ontology annotation, biological process: base-excision repair. Lineage: Eukaryota; Metazoa; Chordata; Actinopteri; Cypriniformes; Cyprinidae.